GUUUUGCUUGUGACUAGCCUUCUUCAGACCGCAGAUUACUGUAUCCUGAAUUCUCAGCGACUCACUGACCACCCUCCCGCUACUUCGAACCUAGACUGAAGAAUGUCUGCUCAAGGCCAAGCUCUGCAGAACCACAACAAUGAGCUAGUAAAAUGCAUCGAGGACCUGCGCGAAAAGCGCGAGGAGAUCAUCAAACAGCUACGGGAGGAUGACGCGGAGAAGGCUAAGAUCACACAGGAGCUCCAAAUACUGACCAAGCGCCUAGCGCAGGUCAACGAGUCCAUCGCGCGCAAGACGGAGACAAAGAAUGAGUACGACAAGGUCAUUAGUGAGACGGAAGCAGCGUACCUGAAGAUCCUGGAGAGCUCGCAGACUCUGCUGACGGUGCUCAAGCGAGAGGCUGUGAACAUAGCCAAGAAGAAGCAGGCCAGCUCUUGAGGAGGCUUCGCUGUGCAUGGUAUUUGGGUCGAUUGUGUCAAGAGUCUUUACGUUUGUGAUUGUUGCCAGGGAGGUGCAGGGCAUUCAGGGUGGGAUAGUAGCGGCUAGAUGAGGGAUGGAAUACUGACGGAUGACUGCAAGACUUUGGGGUGCAUAUGGAUGCACAGGAUGAGUGUGCAUGCUGCUCGGGACCUGGACUUGACCGCUACAUGGAUACAUCAAGAAUGAGUGGUUCGGCUAGAGCGGGCACAGUGCACAGGAUGCGUGAAGGCUGCCGUUGCAGACAAACGUGGCAGCCGGAGCGUGGGUAAGCAUGUUAGCGUGGCAUGGCCGGAUAGCAGGAAAGCACCCAUGGGGUGCACCGCUGUCGCUUGUCGGAUAGUUUGAACACCAGCUGCAUUUCAGGCGCUGACGGUGCAUGUACCGAGGUGGCAUUGUCUACUUGUCUUCAACCUGGCGUGCAGGCCUGCAGGGUAUGGCGUAGCAAAAGUGGCACAGCGCCAACAUGCAUACAACGCCUUGGGCACCGCGACUUCAAAAGAAUUAUGAACUCGCAACUCCCAGAGGAUAUACGUUCUCACGGUGCCUUGGGUGUGCGAUGGGACAGUGUUAAGGCAGGUGGGUGAAGUCCCACCUCCCGCCCGAAGCGGCGUCCACCUUUGCAAUCAU
Chlamydomonas reinhardtii is the source of this 1107-nucleotide messenger RNA. RefSeq lists its product as uncharacterized. The transcript has 3 exons. Gene Ontology annotation, cellular component: centrosome; ciliary basal body. NCBI's taxonomy places the organism in Eukaryota, Viridiplantae, Chlorophyta, Chlorophyceae, Chlamydomonadales, Chlamydomonadaceae. Bases 103 to 438 code for a protein of 111 amino acids. The record is from RefSeq and is a predicted model, not a curated record.